AUGUUUAAAUCCAGAUAUCAAAUUAAUAGAUACUUUCAACGAAAAAGGAACGUAGAUAGUGUUGAUGAGGGGGUAUCGAAUAAUGUGGAUGUUGAUGAAGGGGCAUCGAAUAAUGUGGAGUUUGAUGUCACAAAACUUCCAAUUGAUCCUGGUCUAAGGAUACCAAUUUUAGAUUACAAUGCUAACAUCCGAGAUGAAGUUCGAAGAGCAUAUAUGUUAAAGGAGUUCGGUAGUUGGUUGGAAUACAGUGUAGAGAAGGAUGAUGCUUAUUGUUUGUAUUGUUAUCUUUUCAGAACAAGUUCUGGAAAGCAAGGUGGAGAACAAGCAAGAAAUGCAUAUGUUACACGCCUUAAUGCAUCCAUUGAUUGUGUUCGAGUUCUUUUGCGACAAGGGCACUCAUUUCGAGGUCAUGAUGAAUCUGAGGAUUCUUCCAAUCCAGGUAACUUCUUAGUGCAAUUGCAAUUUUUGGCUGCUCAUAAUGAAGCUAUCAAUGCCGUCACAUUGGGAAAUGCUCCUCACAAUUGCAAAUUGACAUCACCUGAUGUUCAAAAGGAUAUAGUAAAUGCUUGUGCUAUUGAAACAAUCAAUGUUAUUAUCAAAGAUGUUGGCGACUCACUAUUUUCUAUUCUAGUUGAUGAAUCUUGUGAUGUGUCAAUGAAGGAGCAAAUGUCUAUUGUUUUACGUUAUGUAGACAAUAGUGGUCAUGUCAAUGAACGCUUCAUAGGGAUUGAACAUGUUACAAGUACAAAGGCUCUAUCACUUAAGGCCGCAAUUGAUAAGGUAUUUUCUAGAUAUAACUUGAGUAUGUCUAGAUUGAGAGGACAAGGUUAUGAUAGAGCAAGUAAUAUGCAGGGUAAGUUUAAUGGUCUGAAAACACUCAUUUUGAAGGAGAGUCCAUGUGCCUUUUACAGUCACUGUUUUGCUCAUCAACUCCAACUUGCGCUUGUGGCUAUGGCAAAGAAGAACAUCCCUAUUACUAAUUUCUUUCGUGUGGUUGGGAACGUGAUAAAUACUGUUGGAGCAUCUUCCAAGCGUUGUGAUCUUCUUCGAGAAAAACAAUUAGACUUUAUUGUUGAGGCAUUGGAAAAAAGUAAGAUUUUAAGUGGACGGGGACUUAAUCAAAAAACGACCCUUCAGCGCUCUAGUGAUACACGAUGGAGCUCACAUUAUAAUUCUUUGGUCAGCUUGCUUGCCAUGUUCUCUUCUGUUUUAGAUGUACUUGCAAUGAUUGUUGAAGAUGAAUCUUGUUCUUGUGAUCAAAGAUCUGAUGCAACAAAUUUAUUGGAGUUGAUACAAAGAUUUGAUUUUGCAUUUAAUCUACAGUUGAUGAGAAGUGUGUUGGCGAUGUCAAAUGAACUGUCAAAGGCAUUGUAA
This is a messenger RNA of Olea europaea var. sylvestris, 1374 nucleotides long. RefSeq names its product zinc finger MYM-type protein 1-like. NCBI's taxonomy places the organism in Eukaryota, Viridiplantae, Streptophyta, Magnoliopsida, Lamiales, Oleaceae. The record is from RefSeq and is a predicted model, not a curated record. The transcript is spliced from 3 exons. Bases 1 to 1374 code for a protein of 457 amino acids.